AUGAAGUAUUGUUUGUCGGGCAUUAUUGCUGCAACAAUAACAACAACAACAACAACAACAACAACAACAACAACAACGACAAUAUCAACAACUGCAGUUGCUACUGCUGCUGCGACUGGAACAAUUACAGCAACGAUUUAUGUUGCACCUCUUCUUGCAUCAUCAUUUUCAUCAUUCUUAAUUGUUCUACCGCUUAUUACCACAAUUCUUCUAAUUGUUCCUGAACAAGCUCAUUCAACAGCAACAGUUACCGAACAUCGAUGUUAG
Cercopithifilaria johnstoni is the source of this 267-nucleotide messenger RNA. Lineage: Eukaryota; Metazoa; Nematoda; Chromadorea; Rhabditida; Onchocercidae. The record is from the annotation of a GenBank genome assembly.